CACCUUCUUACCUGGAUGAACGCACUCUCUCGACGGGAGGAGGAUACCCUCCUCAAAUCGACAAAGGCUCGGGCACUGAAGGAGUGUGAUCCUGUUGUGAAAGCUUUUGCAGAGUGUUCUUCAGGUCGCACAUUGUCCGUCGCGUGGGCAUGUCGGGACAAAUAUAAACUUGUCCAGGAGUGCAUGCUUCAGUACACAGGGCCAGAGCACAUGGCUAUCGUACGUGAAGAAUAUCUUCGCCUCCGUGACCAGCAAGCGGUGCAGAAGGAGAGUUCGUGACAACGCUGUCCUUACACGCGGCUCUGGUCGAAGACACUUUAUCACGCCAAUACACAAUCAUGCAAACCUGAAGCAUACUGUAUUGAAGUAAAUUGGACAUGGCAAGUAUAAUAGUGAUAAAAUAGACAUGUGACAAUACGCCAACUAUUUCUUCGCUCCGGUGACCUUGAACCAUUGCUGACGCAGUGCCAGCAGGGACGUAAUGAGACUGCCCAAUGAUGCUCAGUUUGGUCUGUAGCAAGAAAACGAUAAAUGGAACAUACCCGAAGAUGCCAAGGAUGCCAUCGUUGAAGUGGACGAGUCCAACGUUCGUCGCCGGGAUCCAGACAUCGAGGAUGUCGAUAAUAAACUGGUGUCUUGUGCUUGCUCGCUGACUGCACCAUGGCAAAUAUUCAGCUCUGAAAGUCUC
Somion occarium is the source of this 688-nucleotide messenger RNA. The record is from the annotation of a GenBank genome assembly. Lineage: Eukaryota; Fungi; Basidiomycota; Agaricomycetes; Polyporales; Cerrenaceae.